Messenger RNA from Ichthyophthirius multifiliis, 1207 nucleotides. RefSeq lists its product as hypothetical. The record is from RefSeq and is a predicted model, not a curated record. Gene Ontology annotation, molecular function: protein binding. The transcript is spliced from 3 exons. Lineage: Eukaryota; Ciliophora; Oligohymenophorea; Hymenostomatida.
AUGUAAAAAAAUCAAAAUAAUUAUCAAGAUGAUGAAAAUAAAGAAAAUAUAUUUCCUUCUACAAAUAAUAUUUCUGAUUAAAAAUCUUCUUAAAACCUCAUACUUCAAGAAGCUCCUCCCACUGAUUAAAUCCCUAAUGGUCACAAAAACAUGACUUCAUACACUGAAGAAGAUAAAUUAAAAUGUCCAUACUUCUAAAUGCAAUAAUAGAAUUAAGAAAAAGCUCAAGAAUCCUUAUUAGAAGAAAAAACUAAUGACGACGAACAACCUACAAGUAGUUCAAGUGAAGAUGAAGAAGGAAAUAAAAAAAAUUAAAAAGGAGGUUGCCCUUUUAUGCCUUCUGAAAGAAAAAAAAACCCAGGUUUAUUUCAUUUAGAAUACAAAUAUAAUAUCCAUUACAUUAGCAGACAUUAGUAUUUAUUAGACUCAGACCCUUUAUUAAUUUAACAAAAUAAAAAGAAAAAAAUAGAUAGAAAAAUAUUUAAUAGCUAUCCCAUUUAUUUAAAACAUACGAUUUUUCAUGAUGAUGAUUUAAUGAAAAAAAUCAGACUAAAAGAAAUUACGGAAAGAUUUUUCGCUUAUGAUAAAUUUAGAGAAAGGGGAAAUAGAUAUUUUAAUAAAUAAAAAAUUACUACUGCUUUAUAUUAUUAUGAAAGGGCUUUAAGUUGUUUUAAAUGGCUUGAGUUAAUUGAUGAAGAAGAUGAAAAAAAAAAAUUAACAACUUUUACAGACAAUAAUAUAAAACUUUUCGAUGGUGAAAAUUUAAAAGAUUGUAAUGAUAUUGAUUUGAGAUUUUCAAUGCUAGUUAAUACUUAUUUAAAUUUAGGUAUAUGUUAUAUGGUUUUAUAUAAUUUUGAUUUAGCUUUAAUUUCUUUUAAAGAUGCAUAUAAAUUGCAUUAAAAAGGAAGUAUUAUUCUAUUAAGAAUGGCUUAAAGUGUUUUAUAUAAUAAAAAUUCAUCUUUUUAAGAUUUAAAAUAAGCUUAAUAAUGGUUAGAUUUAUCUUUAGAAAUAAAAAAAAUGAAAAGAUUUUCAAUAAAAACGAGAAAGCAAUGCUUAGAGUUAUGAAUUUAUAAAAUCACAUCGAAUUUACAAAGGAUUUGUAAGAAAAUUUAUAAAAAAGAUUAUAAGAAUAAAGAAACAUCGAAAAGGAAAAAUUAAGAGAUUUAUUUGAAAGAAUAAAAGAAUUAAAUGAAAUCGAAUAAGAUAU